ACCAUGGAGCCGUGUCUAAGAUUCAGAACAUUCCAUGUUAUUCAGACCAUCUCAACAAUUCUUGUAUUGGGAGUACUAAGUUUAAGAACCGCAGAAUGCAAACCAGCUAUGGUUUCCUUGCAGUACCGGGCAAUAAACUGUCGAAAGCACAGCGCGGUUUUGACGGAUUUUGGAGCGGUUGGCGAUGGAAAAACAUCAAACACCAAGGCUUUCAAGGCUGCAAUUCAGAGCCUGAGCAAGUAUGCAUCGGAUGGUGGGGCGCAGCUGAUUGUACCUCCCGGAAAAUGGUUAACUGGGAGCUUUAAUAUCACAAGCAGCCAUUUCACUCUUUUUCUCCAGAAGGGUGCUGUCAUUCUUGCAUCUCAGGAUGAGUCAGAAUGGCCUCAAAUUCCUCCACUGCCUUCUUAUGGGACAGGAAGGGAUGCACCUGGUGGACGGUUCAGUAGUCUUAUUUUUGGUACAAAUCUCACAGAUGUCGUAAUCACCGGCAACAAUGGCACGAUUGACGGCCAAGGUGCAACUUGGUGGAAGAAGUACCGUAGCGGCGGAUUCUUGAAUGUGACCCGACCAUACAUGAUUGAGCUUAUGCACUCUAAUCAAAUCCAGAUAUCUAAUCUUACACUAAUCAACUCUCCAUCGUGGUUUGUCCAUCCGAUAUAUAGCAGUAAUGUACUAAUCCAAUGGCUGACGAUUCUUGCGCCAAUUGACUCUCCUAACACUGAUGGGGUAGACCCAGAUUCAUGCACAAACACUCGUAUUGAGGACUGCUUUAUAGUAUCGGGGGAUGAUUGCAUUGCUGUGAAAAGUGGUUGGGAUCAAUAUGGAAUAAAAUAUGGAAUGCCCACAAAGCAGCUUGUCAUCAGAAGGCUUACUUGCAUUUCCCCUGAUAGUGCUACCAUUGCUCUAGGCAGUGAAAUGUCUGGUGGAAUUCAAGAUGUUAGAGCUGAAGACAUCACAGCCAUUGAAACACAGUCAGGUAUUAGAAUCAAGACAGCUAGGGGAAGAGGAGGUUAUGUGAAGGACAUCUACGCGAGAAGAAUGAACUUCAAGACAAUGAAGUAUGUUUUUUGGAUGUCAGGCGCUUAUAGUCAACACCCUGACGCUGGAUUCGAUCCAAAUGCCAUUCCACAUAUUGAAGGAAUUAAUUAUAGAGACGUGGUGGCGGAGAAUGUUACUUAUGCAGCAAGACUUGAUGGAAUCGAUAAUGAUCCUUUUACAGGAAUAUGCAUUUCUAAUGCGACUAUUACUUUGACUGCCAAGCCAAAGGAAUUGCAAUGGAACUGCACUAAUAUUGCAGGGGUGACAAGCAAUGUGACUCCUCAGCCAUGUAGUUUGUUGCCCGUGAAAAAAAGUGUUAUUUGUCCCUUCCCCGUGAAUCGAUUGCCCAUUGAUGAUAUUCAGUUGAAGACUUGUUCUACUACUGGUGCCUAAUGCCUGUGUAAGAGUACUGUAAUGUACUUGGAACUUUGUGUUUCAAAUAAUUCGGUUCUCUAAAAAAUGGAACCAAUUUUUGUUCUUCUUUUAGUGAUGUUCCUUUUUCUACAACCAAGCUAGAGAAAGGGAAAUGUUUAAGUU
Corylus avellana is the source of this 1575-nucleotide messenger RNA. Its product is annotated as putative polygalacturonase. The record is from RefSeq and is a predicted model, not a curated record. Lineage: Eukaryota; Viridiplantae; Streptophyta; Magnoliopsida; Fagales; Betulaceae. Gene Ontology annotation, molecular function: polygalacturonase activity. Gene Ontology annotation, biological process: carbohydrate metabolic process.